This is a messenger RNA of Echinococcus granulosus, 1935 nucleotides long. RefSeq lists its product as hypothetical. The coding region runs from base 1 to 1935 and encodes 644 amino acids. The record is from RefSeq and is a predicted model, not a curated record. The transcript has a single exon. NCBI's taxonomy places the organism in Eukaryota, Metazoa, Platyhelminthes, Cestoda, Cyclophyllidea, Taeniidae.
AUGGAUUUACCUAUAAUAACGGAUAAGCUCCCAACCUAUCCUCCAAAAAUUCAAGGCGAUUUACGUUUGAUCCUUCAAACAAAGGAUAUUUUCAUAGUUUGUUAUCGUCAGCUGGAGGAGUACCGCCGACUUGUUGAUGAGCAGAAAAGUCUUAUAACAAAGGAUUUUGUGCAAGAACAACUACAGGCCAGUGAGGAUGAAAUAGAAGAGUUAAAAAUGGAACUAUAUGAAGCGGAGAAUAGGUUAGAGGAUCGAAUAAAGCAUAAUGCGAAUCUGGCCCAACAGCUGGUCAACCACGGCUUUAACGGUGUGGAAAAUAACCUGACAGCUCGGCAGUUGGCCAUGGUUAGAGCUCCACAGACCCGUAAGCAAAUGCUUGUUCAACGCAGGGCCAGUUCCGAUAUGUGUGCCGGUGAUGGUGGUAGAUCUAAAGUCCAUCUUAUUGACAACAUUGCUCUAGCUCUUGACGAGAUUCACAAAGAAGUUCGAAACAAAGUGAAACCGCUUUUGGAUUACUAUCGAGAUUUAUUUUACCUUCAACUGCAUUUCAGCAUUGUCCUGGGGCAGGUGUGCAAUUACUGCAUGCCUAUUGUAACGGAAAACAUAGGGCUACUAGAGCGUGUCUUCUUUUGGUCUGAAAGGCCAGAGUUUGAGCUCCUUCGCAAAGCUUCAGACAUUUCCGAUCGAUUGAAGGAGAUCUACACAAGAACGCAACAGAUUUAUCACAUUCUAUCAGAGUCUGUGCGCUUCCUUCAAUCAAAAGUAGACCUUCAAAAGUCAUUGGAGACACGAUUCCACGAAAGAACUGAUGAACAACAGAAGAUGAAGGACAAAAUUCUGCGUGACAUUCACGCUGCCAAAGUCAACAUGGAUGCAUUGGAGGAAGAAAACGAUAAGCUAGUGGGUAGUCUUGUGAAAAUAAAUCCCAACUUUGUGGAAAGUCAGAAUUUUGCUGAAUAUGCAGAACGUGGAAUAAAGUCGGGAACACUACCACGAAAAUCCGUCAAUCCCACAAAUAUGCAAACAACAAACCAUAUCAAACCAGAGGCGCAGAUGAACACAUCCACUGUCGAUACAACGACUACCAACAAUUACAGAGUUGCUAGUGCCGAUAAAAUAGAGUCUGUCUCCAAUUUACCCAAGAAGCAUAAUAAAACGAAAAAAAGUAAUGAAACUGUGAAGAAACAUCCCAAAAGUUUAAGGAGACGAGAAGUUUCUCGAAGAGCACGAAGUAUUGAGCAUCGAACACCGAGGAGGAGGGGCGAGUCACGGCAUGGGCUGACUAGUGCUAAGGUCAGAACUCUGAGUAGUGGAGAGGAAGGAAACAGCCUUAGCCGAAUGGCUCAAAAUCGGUCACCCGGGGGUGUAUACAGACCCCUCUGUGACACUGAAAGUGAGCAUACUCGACCCCAAAGUGAACUCUUCUCUCCCAAGGACAGGGGAAAAGGAGCCAUGGGAAGAAUUUCGCUGAAAACUCGUCUCCUGGAUCGAACUCGAGGUUUAUUAGAUUUAAGUAGACUUCGUGCGAGAGAUAGUGAGGAUAGCUCAAGUAGCGGAGGUCUUGUCAAAUCUGAACACUUAGAAAGAGGUGACUCAGUUCUGGCUACCUUCUCAUCCCUGACUGGUCGUAGAAGAUCAGAUUCAAGUGUAGUAGUAGCGGAAGGGUUAAAACGGCGAGAGGGUCUGGAAGGAUCCGAGGACCGAAGACGUAAGAAGCAGCGGGAAAGGAGACCAAAGGAUCCAGUUUCAGAGUUUCAGCAGAACUCAUUGAAGGACGAAGAUAUGCUGGAGUUGAACGGAGGUUCUGGCGAACGCAAAAGUCGUCGAUCGAAGUCAAGGAACCGCAGUCGUCAAAACGAUCUGGCCAACUACCUGACCAGUUCAGGGUCAGAUAAUCUAUCUAGUACGGAAAACUCCGUUCUACCUGUUCUUUAA